Molecule: messenger RNA, 946 nt
Organism: Drosophila arizonae
Lineage: Eukaryota; Metazoa; Arthropoda; Insecta; Diptera; Drosophilidae
Molecular function (GO): nucleic acid binding
Source: RefSeq, a predicted model, not a curated record
AGCGGUAUAAACAACAUUUAUUUAAUUAAAUAUGAAGAAAAAACUAGAGGAAACAUCAUCAGAUGAGGAAGAAAGUGUUGCCGACGAUUCAGAAAAUGAAGACGAAUUGGAUUUAGCGGGCAGCGCAACAGAAUCCGACGAGGAUGAUGUGGAUGAAGAUGAAACCACUUCGAGGAAGAAAACAAAAGCCGAAUUGAUUGAGGAACAAAUACACAGUAAAUACGAACAGCUGAAAGGAACACGACUAUAUGUACGCUUCCCACACAAGCUUCCACUUGAUAGCCAGGAAUUUGAUGCGAAGGUAAAAUCUUUGCAUCCGUUAAUAACAAAGGCUGCGAAGCCACGGCAAAAGCACGCACGGUUUUGCCUCGUGGAAUUCAAAUCCAAAGAAGAUCGCGAUAAAGCGCUGGCGGAUAUUAAAGUAUCAAUUGAAAGUGAUGCGGCAUACAAGGGUAUCUUCAUUUCGCUGCCCAAAACCGAUUCCGAAGAGUUUGUGAACGAGCUGGUAGCACGCAAGCAACAGUCCCUGGAAAAGAAGAAAUCAAAGAACCUGUUGAAGCGAGCAAGCAAACAGGUGCAGCGUAAGGAAAUCUUCACAUCAUCCGUGGUGAUCACCAAUCUGCCCAAAACGACGUCAGUGGCACAGGUGCGCAAGCUGUUCGAGACUGCCGUCGAUAUACAAAUCAAGCCAGGCAAGGGCAAAUACCGCGACUCGAGCGCUGCAACAGUCACGCUGCCCACGACUAUGGAUGCUCGCAAUGCCGUCAAGCGGGAGCUGAGCAUAGGAGGCACCAAACUGAAUUUGCGAUUCCAUACGCAACAGCAGAAGAAGCGAACGGGAAAAAAUCUAAAACGCAAGGCAAAUAAUGGGGAAUCACCGCAAAUAGCAAAGCAGAAGAAAGCGAAACGAACUAUAAAGGCGGAUAAAUAGUUAGCAACUAUUUAA